ACCUCACCCAUGGUACACUGUCAGGUCUCAGCUUGCUUUGGUCAUGUAUAGCAAAGAAGGCCCAAGUAGCUAUCUUCGCACGAAGAACCCCUAGCAUGCCAUCUGUGGCGGGCAUCUCACCGUUCCUGAAAGCCUGGAAAGCAGAAAGCUGAUACCACGAAAAUGGCACACGUCGGCUCCACCGGUGCCGUCAUGGUGGAGAACUACAGAGCCUUUCGUCAAGAGAUCCGCGACCGACAGCAGCAGAUGCUGCAAGCCGGACAACCUGCCCAGCAUGAAUCUGAAUCAGACCAAGGGCCGUCUUUGAUUCCUAUUCGCAGCUCACCAUUGUGGAAGAGAUAUUGUGAUCGUGAAUCCAAUGACCCGCAGGCAACCACUGGACCACUUCCAAGUGACACCUGUGCAAGUAGAAAACUUGGCCCCAAUUAUAUCCCCGAGGAAGAAACCAUCAGAAACGACUACUCUCAGCAUUUUGUCGACUCGGGAUGCGGUGUCCUCCCGGCUAGCGCCGUACGCAAUCCAAGCAUCGAAAGCCGCUUCAUCGAGUAUCCAAAACUACGCAAGCUCGUCGAGAUUCAUGGCCAGCUGGUCGAGCUCAUCGCACACCCUCCGACGUACCUCAAAGCUGAUCUACUCCAGUCGCUAGCCCCAGCUACGCGUUUCGACCCUGCAGUCGAUCCUUCCCAUCACUUUCAUCUGAAUCAUCUGCUUCCCAUCAAAUACGAUGUUGUCCUUAUUGAUCCGCCGCUUGAAAGUUAUCAGUGGGAGGCUGCUCCGACCGCCCCAUCUCUGAAUGCGUCGGGUUGUGGGCCGAAACACCUCAAGAGCGCUGGGGCAUUUUGGAGUUGGGAUCAGAUAGCAAACCUACCCGUCCCACAGCUUGUCGCCAAGGAAAGCUUCAUAUUUCUCUGGGUUGGCAGCGGAGCCCGCAAUGGGCUCGAACGCGGGAGAGAACUCUUAUCCCGCUGGGGGUUCCGAAGGUGUGAAGAUAUCUGCUGGCUUGCGAUCGAUCCUGAGACGGAGGCCGAUACCCUCAAAGGAAAUAACUUCCAAAGCUCAACUUCAUCCGGUCUGACGCGCACAGUUCAGCACUGCCUCAUGGGAAUUCGUGGUACCGUGCGCAGGUCAAACGACACCAACUUUGUCCACUGCAACAUCGAUACUGACGUGAUUCUCUGGCCACCCGAGAAAGGCGCGGACCGCCUUAUAUCCAAACCACCAGAACUGUACAAUCUGAUCGAGAAUUUCUGCCUCGGCACACGACGUAUCGAACUUUUCGGACGCAAUCGUAAUCUUCGUCGAGGUUGGCUCACUGUCGGCGCAGAGGUGGGGCCCGGCUUUGCAGGUUGGAGCAAGUCGCAAGGUCAUUUAAGGGCGCAAGCAGUCCCCUAUCAGAAAUCGACAUACGACUCGCACUUCCGUAUCGACCCGCCAGGCUGCGAUCUCAAGGAUCGCCAGAACGUUGUGCCGUUCUCUACCGAAACGGAUGCUCUUCGUCCAAAAAGCCCGAUGCCUCGGGGUGCUGGCAUGAACAGCAUUUCCCUCGUCCGUGGCAACGCGCUUACGCCAGGAAGCAGAGGCAUUUCGCCAAUGCAUUCACCUGGCCUGAAUAGCGAUGUGAACUUGACACCCGAAGCUGAUCUCAAUUCGCCCAAGUCGCGAUUGGGCGGUGCGGGCCUUUCGGGACUUGGCGCCGGAGGACCCAAGACUGUCAGCGUGCAGAGUGGCAGCGAGACGCUCAGUGGCCCGCAGGCUUCUGUUUUGGGGCUGAAAGGUGCGCCAAUUCGAUCUGGGCCUUCUGGGCUGGGGAGGACUGUGCAUUAGAAGUGUUCUGCAACGAAUCUGAGACU
Tilletiaria anomala UBC 951 is the source of this 1850-nucleotide messenger RNA. Its product is annotated as MT-A70-domain-containing protein. NCBI's taxonomy places the organism in Eukaryota, Fungi, Basidiomycota, Exobasidiomycetes, Georgefischeriales, Tilletiariaceae. Bases 163 to 1824 code for a protein of 553 amino acids. Gene Ontology annotation, cellular component: RNA N6-methyladenosine methyltransferase complex; nucleus. The record is from RefSeq and is a predicted model, not a curated record. The transcript is spliced from 4 exons. Gene Ontology annotation, molecular function: mRNA binding.